Miniopterus natalensis is the source of this 4273-nucleotide messenger RNA. The record is from RefSeq and is a predicted model, not a curated record. Lineage: Eukaryota; Metazoa; Chordata; Mammalia; Chiroptera; Miniopteridae.
GGCCAGGGUCAUCCGGACUGUUCUGUGGAACAUGUGCACUUGACCGAUUCUGUUUGGCGAAAGGAAUAGAAAGUGAACAAGAAGUGAGCACCGGUGCGGACAGGCUGGUAACGGUCGUGCUUUCUCUUUUCGUCUCCAGAUGUUUCUUACGGUGUACCUCAGCAACAACGAGCAGCACUUCACGGAAGUACCGGUUACCCCCGAAACCGUAUGCAGAGAUGUGGUGGACCUGUGCAAGGAGCCCGGCGAGAGCGACUGCCACCUGGCUGAAGUGUGGUGCGGCUCAGAACGCCCCGUUGCAGAUAACGAGCGGAUGUUCGACGUCCUGCAGCGAUUUGGAAGUCAGAGGAAUGAAGUGCGUUUCUUCCUUCGGCACGAACGGCCCCAUGGCAGGGACAUUGUGAGCGGACCGAGGCCUCAGGAUCCAACUUUAAAAAGAAAUGGUGUGAAAGUGCCCGGUGACCAUCGAAGGACGGAGAACGGGGUUAAUAGUCCCAGGAUGGACCUGACUCUCGCUGAACUCCAGGAAAUGGCCUCUCGCCAGCAGCAGCAGAUAGAGGCCCAGCAGCAGAUGCUGGCCACUAAGGAACAGCGCUUGAAGUUUCUGAAACAGCAGGAUCAGCGGCAACAGCAGCAGGCUGCCGAGCAGCAGAAGCUGAAGAGGCUAAAAGAAAUCGCCGAGAAUCAGGAAGCGAAGCUGAAAAAAGUGAGAGCGCUUAAAGGCCACGUGGAACAGAAGAGACUAAGCAAUGGGAAACUCGUGGAGGAGAUUGAACAGAUGAAUAGUUUGUUCCAGCAGAAGCAGAGGGAGCUCGUCCUGGCCGUGUCAAAAGUAGAGGAGCUUACAAGGCAGCUCGAGAUGCUCAAGAACGGCAGGAUCGACGGCCACCAUGACAACCAGUCCGCGGUGGCCGAGCUCGAUCGUCUGUACAAGGAGCUGCAGUUAAGGAACAAGCUGAACCAGGAGCAGAACGCCAAGCUGCAGCAGCAGAGGGAGUGUCUGAACAAGCGCAAUUCGGAGGUGGCGGUGAUGGACAAGCGUGUGAGCGAGCUGAGGGACCGGCUGUGGAAGAAGAAAGCGGCUCUGCAGCAGAAGGAGAACGUCCCGGUGUCACCCGAUGGGAACCUGCCCCCGCAAGGGGUGUCAGCACCGAGCCGCGUGGCUGCCGUGGGUCCCUACAUCCAGUCGUCCACCAUGCCCCGGAUGCCGUCCCGGCCGGAGCUGCUGGUGAAGCCGGCUCUGCCCGACGGGCCCUUGGCCAUGCAGCCUGUGGAGGGGCCCAUGAAAGUCCACACGCUGCCCAACAUGAGAUCCGGGGCCUCGGCUCAGGCUAAAGGCUCAAAAAUCCAUUCACUCGGCCCUGACUGGAGUCCAAAUGCAGACCUUUUCCCGAGCCAAGCCUCUGCUUCUGUCCCGAAAAGCUCCGGGAACUCUCCAGACCCAGCCGAUGAUGGGGACGUUCCGCUGAGGGACAGAGAGAAGAAAGUGCGGCCCUUUUCCAUGUUCGACACCGUGGACCAGUCCGCUGCCCCGCCCUCCUUUGGGGCCCUGAGGAAAAACCAGAGCAGUGAAGAUAUCCUGCGGGAUGCUCAGGCUGCAAAUAAAAAUGUGAAAGUACCACCUCCCGUCCCAUCAAAACCCAAGCAGAUUAAUUUGCCUUACUUUGGACAGACGAACCAGUCCCCGUCAGACGUUAAGCCCGAUGGAAAUCCUCAGCAGCUGUCCACGGCCGUCGCGUCCGUGGGGAACAAACCCAAAGCCUCGGGGCAGCAGCCGAGGGUCCUGCUGGCCCCCGGCGCGCCCCCGGGCGGCCAGGACCAAGCCGGCCUCCCGGGCUCUAAGCAGGAAAGCCCGCCUGCCGCCGCCGUCCGGCCCUUCACUCCGCAGCCGUCCAAAGACGCCGCCCUGCCCCCCUUCAGGAAGCCCCAGACGGUGGCAGCCAGCUCCAUCUACUCCAUGUACACGCAGCUCCAGGCCCCCGGGAAGAACUUCCAGCAGGCCGUGCAGAGCGCCCUGACCAAGACGCAACCCCGAGGGCUGCACUUCUCCAGCGUCUAUGGCAAGCCUGUGAUUGCUGCCCAGAAUCAGCAGCAGCCCCCGGACAACAUUUACUCCAGCACCCAGGGCAAGCCCGGCGGCCCGGAGCCCGAAACAGAGCCGGCCUCUUCAGUGCAGGAGAGCCACGAAAACGAAAGGAUCCCUCGACCCCUCAGCCCCACCAAAUUGCUGCCUUUCUUGUCGCAUCCCUACCGAAACCAGAGCGACGCCGACUUGGAAGCCCUGCGGAAGAAACUGUCCAACGCGCCAAGGCCGCUGAAGAAGCGGAGCUCCAUCACUGAGCCCGAGGGCCCCAAUGGGCCGAACAUUCAGAAGCUGCUGUACCAGAGGACCACCAUAGCUGCCAUGGAGACCAUCUCGGUGCCAUCCUACCCGCCCAAGCCCACCCCGGUGACCGCCGGCUCCGAGAGCCCCGUGGACAUCCAGAACCCGUAUUUACACGGGGAGCCCGAGAAGGAGGUGGCAUCUCUGGUUCCCGAGCCAGUGUCCCCCGAGGAAGCUGGGAACGCCAGCCCAGAGAACAGCGACGUGCCGGCUCCUUCCCCGGGCCUUGAUUAUAUGCCGGAGGGAGUCCCAGACGCCAGCCCGAAUUUCCAGAAUAAUGUGGAAGAACCAAACCCAGAGGCUCCCCAUCUGCUCGAAGUGUACCUGGAGGAGUAUCCCCCUUACCCUCCACCGCCGUACCCAUCGGGGGAGCCAGAGGCGCCGGGGGAAGACUCGGGGAGCAUGCGUCCGCCUGAGAUCACCGGGCAGGUGUCGCUGCCUCCGGGCAAGAGGACAAACUUACGUAAAACCGGUUCCGAGCGAAUUGCUCACGGAAUGAGGGUGAAAUUCAACCCCCUCGCCUUACUCCUGGACUCAUCUUUGGAGGGAGAAUUUGACCUUGUGCAGAGGAUUAUUUAUGAGGUUGACGACCCGAGCCUGCCCAACGACGAAGGCAUCACGGCGCUCCACAACGCUGUGUGCGCCGGCCACACGGAAAUCGUGAAGUUCCUGGUGCAGUUCGGUGUGAACGUAAAUGCCGCCGACAGCGAUGGGUGGACCCCGCUGCACUGCGCCGCCUCCUGUAACAACGUGCAGGUCUGCAAGUUCCUGGUGGAGUCGGGGGCCGCCGUGUUCGCCAUGACCUACAGCGACAUGCAGACGGCCGCCGACAAGUGCGAGGAGAUGGAGGAGGGCUACGCGCAGUGCUCCCAGUUUCUCUACGGCGUCCAGGAGAAAAUGGGCAUAAUGAACAAAGGCGUCAUUUACGCGCUCUGGGAUUACGAGCCUCAGAACCACGACGAGCUGCCCCUGAGGGAAGGCGACUGCAUGACAGUCGUCCGCCGGGAGGACGAGUGCGAAACCGAGUGGUGGUGGGCGCGCCUGGACGAGAGGGAGGGCUACGUGCCCCGCAACCUGCUGGGGCUGUAUCCGAGGAUUAAACCAAGACAAAGGAGCUUGGCCUGAAACUUGAUAGAGUUGUAGUUAAUGAAGAAUUGAUCUCUGUUAUCACUAAGAAGAAGUAAUACGAUUGUUUUGGGCACAAACGUCACAAGACCUGUCUUAAUGACAAUGUGACUUGAAAGCCGCGGAGAAUGUGCUCUGGAAGAAAAUGAAGGAUCGAAGAUUCACUGUCCGUGGACGACAUGCGGCACCAGGACAUGGGGCUUGUAAGAAGCAAGCUGACCUCACUGCGCCGGGGGACAGGCGUUCCGGGGAGCACUCGGGGACACAGGGACAGCCUGUCUUUUGCAAGAAAUGGGACCAUUUGUGGGACGGCUGGGAAAUCACCUUCCUGUCCCGCUUGGUUGGAGUUGUUCAGCACCUGCCCCUGUGCCUGUCCCCCCACCGGAAAGGACCAGUGCCAUCACGGCGCCACCUCCGAUGGUCCCCCAGCACCAGCAGCCCUCAGGGGCCCCUCACGAAGGCUCGAAGGUACCGCACCCGGGUACGUUGUCAGUGGAGAACGGUUAGUUGGUAGCCAGUGAGCAAUAACUUUACUGUACGCGUUCUUGUAGCAUUUUAAGAAUUAUGCAUAUAUUUGAAAUACCGAAACCAAGUGACACUACAGAUAGUUAGGUUUAGAGUCCCGUUUUUAGGCUGAAUUUGAAUCUAUAUUUAUUGCCUUUUAUAUCUUGGACAUUAGAGACUUGUUACAGACUUACCCAUAUCGGUCAAGAUCAUAGCUGACUUUUAAAAACAAUUGUAAUAAAAGUAAACUUUUGGACUCUG